GGUGGUUCACUACAGAGCCAAUGUAUCCCAGACAGAGCCUGUAACGGAGCGCUCGAAGAAAACAUAAAGAAAAGGAUUUGGGCGUAACUUGUCAAGGUUUACGUGGAUUACAAGUCGCCGUUGUACUUGGAAGGCUGUGGUAACUAAUUAAAGUUUGAGUGCUCUUCCUCCGGCUCCACUCUUCCCCCAUGCCCACGUCAGCUGUGCCCACGUACCCGUUGCCGUGGCGCUGAGCCAUCUCUGCCCGUGUGUGUGUGUGAGUGAGUGAGUGAGCGAGCGAGCAAGCGUCUGAGGCACCUAGGGUGUCCAGCGCAAAGGUUCAGCGGCUGAGAGGGGGGGGCGGGGCCACGUGCUGGGGGCGUGGUUGGAGGUUUUCCGAGGGGGGCCAGGCACCCGAAGAUGAGCAGGCGCGGUUUCAACAUCAACAAAACCAUGCAAGACCGCCGCUGUGUGUGUGUGUUCCUCCCUAACGACGACACACUCAAUGUCAUCGUCAGUGUUAAGACUCUGUGCCAGGAGCUCCUGGUUCAGGUGUGUGAUCUGCUGAGACUCAAGGACUGCCACCUGUUUGGACUGAGUGUCAUUCAGAAUAAUGAGCAUAUCUAUAUGGAGCUGGGCCAGAAACUGUCGAAGUAUUGUCCUAAAGAAUGGCGGAGAGAGGCCAGCAAGGGUAUCGACCAGUUUGGACCUCCAAUGAUCAUCCACUUCAGAGCCCAGUACUAUGUGGAGAAUGGGCGACUUAUUAGUGAUCGCUCGGCGCGGUACUACUACUAUUGGCACCUGAGGAAACAGGUGCUGCAGUCCCAGUGCAUCCAGAGAGAGGAGGCCUACUUCCUGCUGGCCGCCUUCGCCCUGCAGGCAGACCUGGGCAACUUCAAGCGGAACAAGCACUUUGGCAAAUACUUUGAGCCCGAGGCGUACUUCCCACCAUGGGUGAUCGCUAAGCGUGGCCGUGAGUACAUCCUGAGGCACAUCCCUAACAUGCAUAAAGACCAGUAUGCCCUGACCGCCUCAGAAGCCCACCUCAAAUACAUCAAGGAGUCUGCCCAGCUGGACGACGUCACCGUGCACUACUACAGACUCUACAAGGAUAAAAAAGAACUUGAGGCCUCUCUCACUUUAGGGCUGACAUUGCGUGGAAUCCAGAUAUUUCAGAAUGUGGGCACAGUGCGGCAACUCCUGUAUGACUUCCCCUGGACCAACGUUGGCAAGCUGGUGUUUGUGGGGAAGAAGUUUGAGAUUCUGCCAGACGGACUGCCCUCGGCACGGAAGCUCAUGUACUACACCGGCUGCCCCAUGCGCUCGCGCCACCUCCUGCAGUUGCUUAGCAACAGCCACCGCCUCUACAUGAACCUACAGCCUGUGCUCAAGCAGGUGCGCCGCCUGGAGGAAAACGAAGAGAAGAAGCAGUACCGUGAGUCGUACAUCAGCGAUGCUCUGGAGCUGGACAUGGACCAUCUGGACGGCCGCUCCCGGGCCAGCGGCAGCAGCAUGGGCAGCGUGUCUCGCCACAAGCGCCUGUCACGCCACUCCACCACCAGCCACGGCAGCUCGCACACCUCGGGCAUCGACACGGGCAGCUUCCGCGUGCCCGGGCAAGGAGCCCCUAGGCCCUUGCGCCCGGGAAGCUCGUCCACCAACAGCCACGCCAGCACACACACGUCAGGCGUGGAGAGCGGCGGGAAGGACCGGGUGCUGGAUGACGACGACGAUGAUGAUGAGAUUGAGAUGCUGGUGGAUGACCCUAAGGACUAUGAGGAGCUGCAUGAGCUGGCUCUGGAGCUCAACCAGGAUCUGUGCAUCCACAUCACUGAAGACAUGCUCACCUCCAGCCAGAACAAUGGAUACUCCGGACUUGUGGUAAAGGAUGUGAGCUCAUCCACUUCCAGCUCAUCAGAGACAGUCGUGAAGAUGAGGGGGCAGAGCAUCGAGUCCCUACCACAGACGGUGGUGUGCAAGAAGGAGCAGGGCUCCACCGACCGCCACAGCCAAUCGCUGGACGACGUGCGGCUCUACCAGCGCAGCGUCUCGGAGUGGGCAGAGCUGUGCCAGGACACCGCCCACAGCUACACCUUCGGCUGCGCCCAGGAGCUGGACAGCGUCGCCAGUGGCUACCAGGGCCUGGGCGAGCAGUGCGCCGGUAUCCGCGGCGACCAGUCGGCCUUCCCCAUCAAGCGCACCAACAAGUACUUCUCCCUCGACCUGACCACGGACGAGGUGCCCGAGUUUGUGGUGUGAGAGCCCGUGGUGGAGGAGGAUCAAGAUGGACACACUUAUACACACAGGCUUCAUUCAACACACACAAACACAAACACAAACACACACACACACACAGAGAUUCCUCACUAACUCCCUGACAAAACUCACACACAGAUUCCUCUGUGCUCUGUGUGUUGUGUGCCAUCAUCCCCCUGCAUCACAGCCAUACAGCGAUCAUCUCUGGAGGAGUCAGGUCAGAUAUCUAUACUCAAAAACAAGACGGAGGUCCGAGCCUACGGGCCGUGGUAGAGCUG
Molecule: messenger RNA, 2513 nt
Organism: Clupea harengus (Atlantic herring)
Lineage: Eukaryota; Metazoa; Chordata; Actinopteri; Clupeiformes; Clupeidae
Gene: frmd6
Product: FERM domain containing 6
Biological process (GO): positive regulation of hippo signaling
Cellular component (GO): cytoplasmic side of apical plasma membrane; cytoskeleton
Source: RefSeq, a predicted model, not a curated record